Aricia agestis (brown argus) is the source of this 2933-nucleotide messenger RNA. It is a transcript of the gene Bdp1, whose product is annotated as transcription factor TFIIIB component B''. Gene Ontology annotation, cellular component: transcription factor TFIIIB complex. The record is from RefSeq and is a predicted model, not a curated record. The transcript is spliced from 9 exons. NCBI's taxonomy places the organism in Eukaryota, Metazoa, Arthropoda, Insecta, Lepidoptera, Lycaenidae. Gene Ontology annotation, molecular function: TFIIIC-class transcription factor complex binding. The coding region runs from base 239 to 2521 and encodes 760 amino acids. Gene Ontology annotation, biological process: RNA polymerase III preinitiation complex assembly.
CAAUGUCAUUAACACGAGAAUUGAGAUUGUGGUUCGUGCACAGAGUAGGUACUGUAUUAUAUACUGGGUUCGUGUUCGAGGCUGCAGUGAUAAAUUUAAAAUUUAAUUUAAAUAUUUUAUUGUGUUUAAGUGAAGCGGAAAUUAUUAAAAACUAAAUAAAGUUUUCAUUUACUAUCUUCUUAAUCGUUACUGUAAACUCUUGAACCCAUUUUACGUAUAGAAAAUUUGUAAUUUAACAAUGUCUACGAGAAGAGCGAGAAUAAAAGCUGUUACAUCUUUACCACCACGUAGAAAAAAUGCGGAUAAACGGGAUAACAAAACUAACAAGCCAGAUGAUACAUCUAAUAGCGUGGAAAAUAAGCCUGAAGAUUCUACCAACAAAGAAACAAGCACUUCACAAACGGCAGAAAAAUUAGACGAUACAAGCAAUCGGGACCAAAAUGCUCAACGCUCUAUAGAUAUAGAUGUAAUAAAAUCACCAGAGUCCAGACCGAAUACUGUUUCAGUGAUACGUAGCAAUGUGUUUGUGUCUCCACAAAAGAGAAGCCCUAGAAGAACAUUCGCUACACCCGUAGCGCCGUCACCGAAAAUACAGAAAGUACCAGAUCACAAGAGCGUCAUACAGAGAACUGGAAGCACCCCGGUGACACAGAAAAUCAAUGACUGCGACGAACUACAGAUAUCAAAUAGUUUGAUCAAUAAAGUUAAUUAUAAUGAAGACUCGCAGAAGAAAGAUGGUGAACCCACUGCUACAUUGAGUGCUGCUGAAGAAGCCGUUAUGGAUGGGAUUAUGCCGCUGCAGCCCGAAAGCCAGGCAGCCAAAACAAUAGAUUUGCUCAAAAAUGACAUAAAUGAAAAUGCAGAUGUUCUAUUUGACCCUAUUAUCCCAUUGCCUUCUCCUGGGAAAGUACGACCGAAGCUCAAACCAGUGCCUAGGUUGGGACCACACAGAAGAAACAGUAUUCAGGGCAGCGCAAGUGAGUCAGAAGAUGAGAGUCGGAGAGGGCUGACCAACGCCACACCUAGCACCCCAGGGCCAAGACAAAGAUAUGAUUCACACUCUUCAAUUGCCACUUUACCAACACUGCCUAGCAGAUGUACAACACUGAGUAACAGAGCAAGGAAUGACUCAGUCUGCUCCAUCACAAGCCAGGUAGCUGCCCAGGUUGUAUCAUCACCAGUUAAAGAGAAACAGUCUGCCAAGACUAGACGUCAUGAGGCGAACCGAAGAAUGAUGGCGUCGAAACGACGGCGAGACAUGAUGAAGAGGGAGGCUAUGACUAUGUAUGAUCUGAUCUUCUACAACCCAUCUACAAAUCCCAUUGUCCCUGACGAGGAUGAAGUGAAGGCUAUAGAAGACGAAAAAGAAAUGAAUAAGAAGGCAGAAGCAGAGGAACUGAAGAAAGCGGAGGAGCCAGAGGAUGCUACACCAGUGCCGCAGCUCAAACUCGGACCCAACGGGGAAAUUACAUUAGACGAGUCCAGUUUGUUGAUCAACCGCACGUCACGCACUGCGACGGCGGGCGUGGUGGUAGAGGGCGGGUGGCGCGCGGGCGCGGGGGGCCGCUAUCGCCGCGGCCCGCGCUCCGCAGAGUGGCCGCCCGCGGAAACUGUACGCUUUUACCGCGCGCUCGGAGCCCUAGGGACGGACUUUACUCUGAUGGCGCCACUCUUCCCCGACCGCACGCGGAAGGAGAUUUAUCUGAAGUUCAAGAAGGAGGAGCGUCUGAACGGCGCGCAGGUGGACAAGGCGCUGCGGUCGGCGGGCGGCUGGGACGUGCUCCGGCUGCGGGACGAGUUCAGCGCGGAGCGGGCGGCGGCGCGCGAGGCGGCGCGGCGCGAGCGCGACCGCGUGCACGCCGAGCGGCAGGCGGAGCGGGCGCGCCUGCAGGACGCGCGCAGCCUGCGCGUGCGAACUAGUAAGGCGUCAAAAGCUAUGGAAAGUACCAUGCUGCCAGGAGUCAGCCAGCAGAGCGAGAUCGUCACCGCAAACGACAUCGUGGAGAGCGUCAAAAUUGCCAAGAAACGAACAGCCGAAACAAACAAAACUGACAUAGCGAUGGGACCAAAGAAACCGAAAGCCACUCCUAUAACUUUAGAAUCUCCUAAUCUUAGAACAGAAGCCACUCCUAUAACUUCAGAAUCUCCUAAUCUUAGAACAGAGAUCCUAUCACCGGACAAAAUUGCUAAUCUAUCAAACCAAGUCCCAAAGGCACUGUCCAACAUUGAGUCUGGCUCUCUAGUGGUAUUGACCGUUGAUGAUCCAUCUACUCCGGGAAAGAAGAUGCUGCAGACGUAUAUAGCUCAUGGACCACACAAGCUCACUCCGGUGGCUCUACCGUCUACGUUACUGAACUCGGUCGUCGGAUACAUGAAGAAAAAGUCCACGAAUAUAAAUACUUCAUCCAACCCGUCUUCACCUCUGCUCUCCCCGGGCAGUGUUAACAGUGAUAGACCCAGUGCGUUCCAGAGUCCAGUGCAACGGACCAGACAUACUUCUUUCACUAUACAACCUCUGUAGUUGCUUUGUUAAGUUUUUUGUUUGUGCUUUAAAUUAUCUUUAGUGUUCCAUUACAUGAGGGGGCAGGGAGGGUGUGAUGACAUUGAUGCCAGAUAAAUAUGCCAAUGGCAGCAGAUCGGGCGAUUGUGCCCUGAAAGAAGUCUCGCCUAAGGCACUUUUUAUGCUUUCAUUGCCCUGUUUUAGUAUUUAUACUUACUUUAUGUACUUUUUCCAGAUACGAAAAAGUUUUUUUUUCAUGAUUUUGUUAAAUUUAUUAAAUACCUACUUAACUUUAAAGUGCCAAAUUUAAUAAUAGUGUUUUAAUGUACCAUCGAAGAAAUUGAUUUAAGGCAGUUGGGGGACCUUCGUCAUUUGGUUGAAUUACGACAAUUCAAUAUUAGUCAUAAAGUUAAUAUACCUAGCGGAAUAGAGA